Molecule: messenger RNA, 2010 nt
Organism: Mugil cephalus (flathead mullet)
Lineage: Eukaryota; Metazoa; Chordata; Actinopteri; Mugiliformes; Mugilidae
Gene: szrd1
Product: SUZ RNA binding domain containing 1
Exons: 4
Coding region: 129-605 (158 amino acids)
Source: RefSeq, a predicted model, not a curated record
GCGGGGCAGGAGGCCUCAGACUCCGGGGAACCCCGUCAGACUGAUGUCACAGUCUGCAGACAGCCGAGAGGCGGAUCCGUAGGAGCCACCACCAGCUCCACAGCGUGUCUGUCUGAGCAAAAUGAAACAUGGAUGAGGAGGUCGCUGAAAGUUGGGAGGAAGCUAGCGAUAGUGGGGAAAUGGAAAAGCGCUUGGAAGAGAAGCUACGCAUCAGCCAGAAAGAAAAGGAGUCCAGUAAUUCGUCACGUUCUCCGUUGAGGACAACCAUGGUGAUACAGGAUGAAUCUUUACCAGCAGCGCCCCCACCUCAGAUACGCAUUUUGAAGCGGCCUGCCAGUAAUGGCUCACUGGGAUCGCCCUUGAAUCAGAACAGACCCACACCGCAGGUCAAGUCCCUGGCCCAGAGAGAAGCAGAGUAUGCUGAGGCCAGGAAGAGAAUAUUGGGCAGUGCCUGCCCAGAGGAGACACCUCAGGACAAACCCAACACUGACAGGCCAGGGCGCAAUAACUCAACAAUGCCUUCAGAGGACACCCGAUCAAACAAUCACACUGUCCGUCAGCCAGCCGGCCCAGAUGGCACCCAUGGGUUCCGACAGCACAGAUAAGUGGGCCAUUAGGACCACACAGCCAUCAAGGGGAGAGAGAGAGAGAUCAAAGGCCAUCGGAGAGCAAAGCAAGUACUGUAUUCUUAAAACUUCCCACCCUCAGUUCCCAGAUAUCAGCUGUAAGCACAGCCGCACUAAUGCCCACCUCUUCCCACUCACGCGGACCUGACGGGCAGCAGGGAACUCCAGGAGGAAGUCAAAUAGAAAUGAGCUCUCUUCUCUCCCCACUCCAGUUAGGACUAGGCACUGUGAUUAUGGACAUCCUCUGGACUCACUGUGAUGAUCCCCUUUAAGAGACACCCCGCACCUCCAUCUCUGUCCUCCGUCAGUGCCCAGCGGCUCCAUCUAAGGACGCCAAAAGGGCACAAGUAAAGACUGAACAAAGGAUGGUUCAGAGAGGAGGAGAAAUGAGGGGCCAUAUCAAAAUGAGAUGAGCUGGUACUUGUGCAGCAACUUAUUCUCAGCAAUAACAAACAUCACCUUUCAUGUUUUUAAUUUUUUUUUUUUUUAAAUGUUGGCUCUCUAAAAUUUUAUCUUUGUUUUUUGCUCGCCAUUAUCAUUACUAGGGAUGCUCUGAUAUCUAACAAAAACAUAGACAAGUACUUCAUUUUAUCAUCCAUGCCCCACCACAAAUCUGUUCAAUAAAACAGUAUUUAAUAAUGAGGCUUUUUGGUGGAAAUGUAUGACAUGGCAUCGCUGUUUGGUGGUAAAUGGUUCAUAUGUUUUAAAUUAUCAGCGCAUCCCUAAUAUGGAAAUUGCCAUUUGUUUUUUGUUGUUCUUAAACUGAUGGAAGGGGUUCGGUGUGUCAACUUGUAUAUCUGAUGAGUUCUGUUUACGGUUUGUAUUUUUGUUUUUUAAUUCAUCUUUUCAAACUGUCUUUCUUGGAUUGUCACUUAAUUUCUUUUUAAAAGAAACAAGGCAAAGGAUAAAGUGGAUAGAAGUCCAUUUUUAAGUAGCAUUUCCACUUUUUUUAAGAAGAUGGCAGCGAUGCCAGCAGUAUCUCAGUAUCUUUAAAUGAAACGAACCAAAAUCCCUUUUAAAAUGAUCUCAAAAUGUUAUUUGAAGGUGGUGUUGGCAGCAACUCAAAGGAGGGUGAGAUAGAUUUACUGCUGUACUUCACAGACCUCUCUGUUGUAUCUCCACAUCCUCCUCUGAAGUGCAGCAUUUAGGAACUCAGGUGCAUGUGAACGAGACUGAAUGAAUGAAAUGAACUAAGAUUGUAUUUUUCCAGCAGGUUUGAUUUCUCAGACAGCUGAUGUCCGUAUUUAAGCUUGGGUUGGCGCUUAGAGUGCUCUGUGGAAUGACCUGUAACUGAAAUGGUGUCAAAAGAUGAAUGAAUGCCAGGUGUUUUUGUUUGUUUUAUCUGGACUAUCAGCAUCAUGGUCACAGUGGGGUUCAAAAUCCC